AUGACCGCUGGGAUAGACAGCUGGAGGGAUAGCGAUUUUGGUUUACUUUUUUUUCCCCAACCCUCUUUUCUUUUCAAAAGGUGCUCCAGUGACAAAGAGCCACAAAAUCUAACACGUGUCUCAGAAUUCCUCCUGAUGGGCCUCUCAGAGGAUCCAGAACUGCAGCCUGUCCUCUGUGGGCUGUUCCUGUCCAUGUACCUGGUCACUGUGCUUGGGAACCUGCUCAUCGUCCUGGCCACCAUCUCAGACUCCCACCUGCACACCCCCAUGUAUUUCUUCCUCUCCAACCUGUCUUUGGCUGACAUUGGGUUCACCUCCACCACUGUCCCCAAGAUGAUAUUGGACAUCCAGUCUGGCAGCAGGGCCAUCUCCUACUCAGGCUGUCUGACUCAGAUGUCUUUUUUUAUGCUCUUUGGGUGUUUAGAUAGUCUGCUUCUCACCGUGAUGGCCUAUGACCGGUUCGUGGCCAUCUGUCACCCCCUACACUACCAGGUCAUCAUGCACCCACACCUCUGUGGCUUGCUGGUUUUCCUCUCAUUUCUCCUCAGCCUUUUGGUCUCCCAGCUACACAACUGGGUGGUGUUACAAGUCACCUACUUUAAGGAGGUAGAAAUUUCUCACUUCUUCUGUGACCCGUCUCAGCUCCUCAACCUUGCCUGUUCUGACACCUUCACCGAUGACGUUGUCACGUACAUGGUCGGCCUCCUCUCUGGGUUUCUUCCGCUCUCCGGAAUCUUUUUCUCUUACUAUAAAAUUGUCUCUUCCAUUCUGAGAAUCCCAUCAACAGGUGGGAAAUACAAAGCCUUUUCCACCUGCGCUUCUCACCUGUCGGUUGUUUGCUUAUUUUAUGGAACAGGGCUUGGGGUGUACCUCAGUUCGGUUGUCUCGCUGUCUCCCCGAAAGGGCGCCGUGGCCUCGGUGGUGUACACAGUGGUCACCCCCAUGCUGAACCCCUUCAUCUACAGCCUGAGGAACAGGGACAUCAAGAGGGCCAUGUGGAAGCUCUUGCACAAGACAACCUAA
Messenger RNA from Tupaia belangeri chinensis (Chinese tree shrew), 1023 nucleotides. RefSeq names its product putative gustatory receptor clone PTE01. The transcript is spliced from 2 exons. Gene Ontology annotation, molecular function: G protein-coupled receptor activity; olfactory receptor activity. The coding region runs from base 1 to 1023 and encodes 340 amino acids. Gene Ontology annotation, cellular component: membrane. Lineage: Eukaryota; Metazoa; Chordata; Mammalia; Scandentia; Tupaiidae. The record is from RefSeq and is a predicted model, not a curated record. Gene Ontology annotation, biological process: G protein-coupled receptor signaling pathway.